Molecule: messenger RNA, 1416 nt
Organism: Sporothrix brasiliensis 5110
Lineage: Eukaryota; Fungi; Ascomycota; Sordariomycetes; Ophiostomatales; Ophiostomataceae
Product: IMP-specific 5'-nucleotidase 1
Exons: 3
Coding region: 1-1416 (471 amino acids)
Biological process (GO): nicotinamide riboside biosynthetic process; nucleotide metabolic process; inosine salvage
Molecular function (GO): magnesium ion binding
Source: RefSeq, a predicted model, not a curated record
AUGACCAGCAAAUAUCGUGUCGAGUACGCCCUCAAAUCCCAUCGUCGGGACCAGCUAAUCGAAUGGGUAAAGGGCCUCCUCAUCAGCCCUUUUGUCCUCUUUUCCCAGCCGGCCGGCGAUUUUGAGGAUGACGAUGAAGUCUUUGCCUCCAACACUGCUGAGGUCCGCCGCCGCUAUGCCGAGAUCAUGCGAGACAUCGAGGCCAUGAUCGACGAGCACCGCCUGCUGCAGGACUUGCAGUCGCUCGAGACACCCAAACAAUCGCCACGACCGUCACGACUGCAGAUGCUCGUGCCAACAGCAGGGCCCUUUUUUACAGCCUUGCCACUGGAGGCGGCGUUCAUGUACCAGGAUGCGCGGCGGCACAUCUCGUCGCGGCGGCUCGUGCCACCGUCAUUUAACGACGUGCGGCUGACCCUCAACACGGCGCAGCUGAUGGCCCUGACGGCUACCUCGGCCAACGGCACAAGACACGGCCGCAACGGCGCCGUCGUUGCGCGCAGUGCUGACUCGCUGCAGCUGGUGACGUUUGAUGGUGAUCUCACGCUCUACGCCGACGGGCAGAACCUCGAGCCAGACAGCCCCAUCAUUCCGCGCAUCAUGGCUCUGCUGCGCCGCAACAUCAAGGUCGGCAUCGUCACGGCGGCCGGCUACGACGCCGCCGAGAAGUACUAUGAGCGCCUGCACGGCCUGCUUGACGCCGUGCAUACCUCCACCGAGCUCUCGGACGCACAAAAGCACAGCCUACUGGUUGUCGGCGGCGAGGCCAGCUUUGUCUUCUCCUACAGCGCCACCGCCCCUCCAAACGCCCGUCUGGCGCCCGUCGACCCGGCCGACUGGAUGCCCGACGCCAUGAAGCAGUGGCCCACCGACGACCUCACCCAGCUGCUCGACCUCGCCGAGACCACGCUGCGUGCUUGCGUCGACCGCAUGCAGCUGCCGGCCCAGAUACUGCGCAAAGCCCGCGCUGUCGGCAUGAUCCCGCUGCCGCGCAAAAACAGCCAGCAUCCCAACGACCUGAUCCAGAUUGCCCGCGAGAGCCUCGAAGAAAUUGUGCUGACUGUCCAAAAACGGCUCGAGGUCAGCCCCGCCGGUCGCGCAGGGCGCGUGCCCUUUUGUGCCUUCAACGGCGGCCGUGACGUCUUUGUCGACAUUGGCGACAAGAGCUGGGGCGUGCUCAUCUGCCAGCACGCGCUGUUGUUCCUGGGCAAACCCGGCAUGCCGGGCUCGCUGCCACCGCCUGAGCUGCAACCUGAGGCCGUGGCCCGUCCUGGCACGACGCUGCAUGUCGGGGACCAGUUCCUCAGUGCGGGUGCCAACGAUUUCCGCGCCCGGCGUGCGGCAACAACGGCCUGGGUGGCCAAUCCGCUCGAGACUGAGGCACUUCUCGAUGAGCUGCUAGAGCUGAUUGGGUAG